Messenger RNA from Cladophialophora psammophila CBS 110553, 525 nucleotides. RefSeq lists its product as uncharacterized. Gene Ontology annotation, cellular component: plasma membrane. Gene Ontology annotation, biological process: intracellular copper ion homeostasis; copper ion transmembrane transport. The transcript has 2 exons. NCBI's taxonomy places the organism in Eukaryota, Fungi, Ascomycota, Eurotiomycetes, Chaetothyriales, Herpotrichiellaceae. The record is from RefSeq and is a predicted model, not a curated record. The coding region runs from base 1 to 525 and encodes 174 amino acids. Gene Ontology annotation, molecular function: copper ion transmembrane transporter activity.
AUGGCCUCCUCCAUGCCCAUGCCCAUGGUAUUCACCACUUCCCACCACACCCCUCUUUAUGGAAAUGGAUGGACGCCCGCCACGGGGGGCGGCUAUGCCGGCACCUGCAUAUUCCUAGUCUUUCUAGCCAUCGCCCUCCGCCUGGUCUUCGCGGUCAAGGCUGUGUGCGAACAGAGAUGGGCAAUCGCCGCACGGAGACGGCGAUUCGUGCUGGUCCAAGGGAGGACCACCGAGGCUGGGCGGAUCGAUCAGGAUCCCGAUGCAAAGACCGGCGCUCUCAUCACGGUCAACGGCGUCGAGGAGAACGUCAAGGUCGUCCAAGCCAGAGACGCCUUCGCUCCCUUCCGGCUGUCGAUCGACGUCCCCCGAGCCAUAAUGACCACCAUCAUUGCAGCCAUUGCAUACCUGCUGAUGUUGGCUAUCAUGACGAUGAACGUGGGCUACUUCCUCUCCGUGCUUCUGGGGGUAUUCCUGGGCGAGUUGGCCGUGGGCAGAUAUGCCCGGAACGACGAAAACUUUCACUGA